AUGUCUUCUUGUAUUGGGAGCAAGCCGGAAAAAGAUGCCAACUCCAAAUGCUCUUUAUUUAUAAGAGGAAUUCCGGCAGGUUCAUCCAAUGAUGAGCUUCUAAAUCUUUUCUCCGAUAUUGGGCCGUUGAGAUCGUGUUUCGUUGUCAAUCCCGGGAAAGAGGCUGGGGCGGAAGCAAUAGCUCCUUCAAAGUUCUGUUAUGGCUUUGUUCGCUUUGUGACAGAGGAAGAUGCUCAGAAGGCUCUUGAGCAAUUGAAAAGCACCAAAUUUAAGGGCUCAAAACUGAAGCUAGAGAUUGCUCUAAAGAAGCAUACCGGUAGCGAAAACAAGCCGCCCAGAAAGGUUCUCACUGUGGAAAGCAAAAAGGACAGCGCUUUGGAUAGCAACUCUGAACCCAAAAAAGACUCUAAACUAAAGCGUCCAAAAAAGCCACAAAAGGAUAACCUAAAAAGCAUCUAUGUUUCCUCAUUACCAAAGGAUGUGGAAAAAAAGCAGCWCUUUAAAAAGUUUAGGAAAUUCGGUAACAUUGCGUCUUUGGAAUUUCCUUUGGAUGGCUUAAUUGUAUAUUCAAGUGGGAAAGAAGUAUCGUUCGCAUUGCCUAAAAUACACGAUCAUAUUUUCAAAGGAUCCAAGUUGAAAGCAUCUUUGACCAAAGAGCAGCCACAAAAGUCACAUCGACUAAUCGUUCGAAACAUUAGCUUUUCCACCACGAAAGAAGAGAUCCUCGAUAAAUUCAGCGCAUUUGGUGAGGUUUUCGAGGUUCAGAUACCAAAAAAAGCGGAUAAUUCCCUGAUGGGAUUUUGCUUUGUUCAAUACCUGAGUAAAUCAAGUGCAGACGAGGCGAUUUUAAAGAUGAACGCCACCAAACUUAAUGGGCGGAAAAUUGCCAUCGAUUAUGCAGUAUCUAAGACCUUGUAUGAAAAAAUCAAAGAUACAGAUUCCGAUGACACCGAUGGUGUGGUUAAAACGGACAUUGGUAAUUCUGAUCUCAGUGACGAUGACAGUAACGACAAAGCUUCAGAAGCAGAAAUGGAUCGCUGCAACGAUAUUGUAGAUUUUGACGAUCAUUCAAGCGAAAUUUGUAAUGAAGAGAGCUGCGAAAACGAAGUCCUUCAAACAGAGGCUGAAAAUAUUCCAGAAAUUGCUACAAAUCACCUGGAAAACCACAGCAAAACUCUUUUUGUCCGAAAUUUACUUUUUGAGACCGAAUCUGAAAAGGUGGCAGAGACGUUUUCCAAAUUUGGAAAACUUCAGUACGUUAGGAUUGUGAAAGACUUUCUUGGUCGAUCAAAGGGAUGUGCCUUUGUUUCCUUUGUGCAUCAAGAGGACGCUUCCAAGUGCCUGGAUGAAUUCAGCAAUUCGUCUAGACCCCCAUCGUUUGUGGAAAAUUCCUCUUCAUCAAAAAGCUUGAAAGGUUCCAAAAUUUCAUUGGACCUUUACGAUCAAAUUGACUCUGCUUGGGUGAUUGAAGGGAGGCAUAUAGAUGUCCUUCAGGCUAUUCCAAAACUUUCGGCAAAGGAAAUCGCUUCCAAGACUGCGGAAGAAAAGAAAGAGGCUGAUAAGAGAAACUUGUAUCUGCUAAAGGAGUCUUUUGUCGAUAGAGCCUCACCAGAGUGGGAGGAAAUAUCAGAAAUGGACAAGCAGAAAAGGGUGAAAGCAUACCAGGAACGUUCGCUGAAAUUGAAGAACUUGAAUUGCUUUGUUUCAAAAACAAGAGUGUCCAUCCGAAAUAUGCCUGUUGGUGUGGAUGAGAAACAGUUGAAAACGAUCAUUGGAACUUGUGUGUCAAAAGCAUAUCCCGAAUUUAAGCCGAUACCACGCUACCUGAAGCAGGUUAAAGUAAUAAGGGAUAAAGAGAGAAAAACAUCCACUGGAGAACUCAAAAGCUUGGGUUAUGCUUUCGUUGAAUUUUCGGACCACAAGCAUGCUCUUUCGUUAAUUCGUAAAAUGAACAACAAAAAGGAUAUCUUUACCGCACAAAAAAGGCCAAUAGUCGAGUUUGCGGUGGAAAAUUCCACAAUCUUGGCUAGGCGACAAGGAAGAAUGUCACAAACAGAUAUAGAUGCUGCAGAUGUUAAGAAGGUUAAAAGAUCCAACGAGCCUAGCAAGGGCCAGGAAAGACCGCGUGCUUCCAACAAAAGGUUUAAAUCAGAGGCCCCCAGCAAAGAAUUCAAGCCAAGAGGCUCUGCUAAAAGAUUGAACCCCAAAGACUCUAGCAAAGGAUCCAGAUCGAAUGCCCCAAACAAAAGAUUGAACCCCAAAGACUCUAGUAAAGGAUCCAGAUCGAAUGCCCCAAACAAAAGGUUGAACCCAAAAGACUCUAGUAGGGCUUUCAAAUCGAGUGCCCCAAACAAAAGGUUCAAACCAAAGGCGGAAUAA
Messenger RNA from Mitosporidium daphniae, 2379 nucleotides. RefSeq lists its product as uncharacterized. The record is from RefSeq and is a predicted model, not a curated record. NCBI's taxonomy places the organism in Eukaryota, Fungi, Microsporidia. The transcript has 2 exons. Gene Ontology annotation, molecular function: RNA binding. Bases 1 to 2379 code for a protein of 792 amino acids.